Diplodia corticola is the source of this 1956-nucleotide messenger RNA. RefSeq lists its product as uncharacterized. Bases 1 to 1956 code for a protein of 651 amino acids. The transcript has a single exon. NCBI's taxonomy places the organism in Eukaryota, Fungi, Ascomycota, Dothideomycetes, Botryosphaeriales, Botryosphaeriaceae. The record is from RefSeq and is a predicted model, not a curated record.
AUGUCGGACACAGACUCAACCACCCUGGACGACACAGAAAUGCCUGUCACACCCAGAAACCGCUCUGUUCAUGGCAUGCGACCCGGCCGCGCGCCGCGCACCGCAAGCAAGUCUUCAAGCCCGUGCGACCAAGAAACGAGCAGCGACACUUCUUCACCCGCUUCCAGCUCUACCUUGUCCUCGGAUGAUGAUGGCGUCCAAACCUCCGACUCAGAUGCCAGCUACCGGAUAGCACUUGUCAAUCCCGCUGUCGCAUCUGCCCGCCGUCUCACCACCGGCAGCCUGACCACAGAUAGUGACAGCUCCAGCGACUCCGAUUUUCAAGACUCCGACGUCGACAAGCGCGUCGACCCGCUCAGUCCGGCCACUCGCGCUGGCUGCGCGAACAUGUAUCCGGACUUCUUGGACAUGCCGGAAGGGCUGGACCCGCUAGAGCAGAUGGCGUUCAUUCGCGAGGAUCUAGAGACGCAUAUGAAGGCGGCCAACAUGAUCAAGGAGGACGAGUUGGACGGCAGCCGCGGCGAUGACCAUGACAGCGAAGAGGACAGUGGUGGUCCUGAGAGCGGUAAUGGUCAGUCAUGCACACCCGGCGCCGCCGGUCAUGUCAACGCUGACGAUGCAAGUAAAGAACAAGAAGACAGCGAUGGCAGCGACAUCAGCGACGAAACCAACGACGACGAUGACGACCUCGACUCCAACUCCAUCUACUCCUCCUCCUCCUCCUCCGACAAUGACAACGACAACGACAACAACAACAACGACAACGACACCCCCACCCUCUUCCCCCAAUCCUCCCACCUCCCCGCCAACACAACCUUCACCACCACCACCACCACCGUCAACCCCGCCACCACCACCGCCCACCAAACCUUUACCGCCGCCGUCCUCGCUUUCCUCCCAACCACCGACCCGUCCCGUCCGCCUUCCCUCGACCAGCUCCGCGCCCUCAGCCUCUCCCGCUGGGCCGUCGCCGUGCGCGCCGAAGCCCACCGGGAGGCGGUGCGGCGGCGGCACCGCGCGCAGUGGGGCGAGCGCGAGUACGCGCGCGUGGCGGCGCGCACGGUGCGCAUGGAGGAGGUGGGGGCGAUGCUCAACAUGUUUGAUGCGGGAGGCGUGGCGACUGCGGCUGCGGCUGCGGCUGCGGCUGCGGCGGCGAGGAGGUUGGAGCGGGUGAGGGGGUUUGGGGGGUGUGCGUUUGAGAGGCCGGUUGUGGGGGGCCUUGAGGGGGGUGUUGAGGGUGAUGAGGAUGAGGAUGAGGAUGAGGAUGAGGAUGAGGAUUGUGAUGAUGAUGGCGAAGAGGGGUCGUCUUCGUCGCCUCUGCUGGGGAUGUGGAGGAGGCCGAAGGUUUCUAUGGGGUUGACGUUUGAGAGGGUUCUUUGGUCGCACAGUGAGGCUGAUGAGGAGGACUUCGUGGAAGACGAGGAUGUUGGUAGUGACGAGGGAGACGACAUGGAGGAUGACGAUGACGAAGAGGGCGAUGAUUACACGGACAACGACGAUGACACGGAGAGCGAUGGCCACACGGAGGAGCAAGAUGAUGCGAUGAUGGCUGUCAAGAUGGGGGAUGACACGUUGGAUGAUGGUGAAAUGGAGGACGAUGAGCUGGAGAAUCUCAUCAAGGAAGCGGAUGGUCCGUUACUUGAUCACGACACCAACAUCGACCAGGAAGGCGAGGAGAUAACGGAGGAGGAUGGGAUGCAGAUUGGUGAAUCGGAAAAUGGUGAACUGGAGGAUGACGAGCUGGAAAAUCUCAUCCAGGAAGCGGACGAUCCGUUGUCUGAGUACGACGACAAUGGGGAUGACCAGGAGGACGAAGAACCAGCUAGAAAGAAGGUGAGGUACGCGUUCAAUCAGCUGCGCCCGUCAACUGCUACGUACACGCCGACGCCCAGUCUCAGGGAUUUCAUGAUGAAGCGGGAGCCUGAGUCGGACGACGAGGCUGCUCCGGGCUUCUGA